AUGUUCUCCCCAUCAACACUUUCAGAGCACCAAGUUUCUGGCGAGUUUGAUUGCACUGAUAUUGCAUCUUCUGAUAGAUUUUUUGACUCUGUUGUCUUCAACAACUUUACGUUACACAAUCGCAAUAUUCAACACUGGGCAUCAUGUUACAAUACUACCAUUGACGUCAAUGCUAAUCCUCCUAUCCCCCUCCAUCAGCUUGGCUAUGAGCUGCUUGCACCAAUGUCGUCUUUCCUGCCCAGACCAUAUAGCCCUCCUCUAUCAGACUCACAAGACUUUUUGGAUGCUGAAGAAGACCCAGACCCGCCCCCCGCUAUCCAACCAAAAGAGCAUAAACAUGAGCGUGCAGAGAAGGGUGCCCAAGUUAAAAACAUAAAAGAUUUGCAAUCACAGCUCGAUGUGCACUACAAGGAAGGAACAAAGGUAUCAGAUGACGCCUACAUUUGUAUCCCUAUGGAUGCUAUUCCCAACACUUCACUUGUCAUGGGUCACAAAGCCCCAUCCGGUGUGCCACCGUCUAUGCUUGACAAAGUAGGCUGCAAAUGUACCAAUCACAGCCAGAUGAUCCCCUAUAUACCCAAGGACGUCAAUAAUAACCAGGAAUUAUUUCAGUCCCUCAAAGUUGUCUUUGAAAAACUGUUUAACUGGAUACAUUGUAUUAUGCAAACCCACCUGCCUGAAGAGUGUCAGAUGCUUGAGCAAGUUGCAUCUAUCUUACCAGGAAACCAUUGCUCCCCAGCCGCCCCCAUCUUAUCAAUUGUCAUCAACAUCAACGUGCAAACAAAAGCUCACUGA
Messenger RNA from Serpula lacrymans var. lacrymans S7.9, 795 nucleotides. RefSeq lists its product as uncharacterized. Bases 1 to 795 code for a protein of 264 amino acids. NCBI's taxonomy places the organism in Eukaryota, Fungi, Basidiomycota, Agaricomycetes, Boletales, Serpulaceae. The record is from RefSeq and is a predicted model, not a curated record. The transcript has 7 exons.